This is a messenger RNA of Nicotiana tabacum (common tobacco), 1276 nucleotides long. RefSeq lists its product as uncharacterized. The record is from RefSeq and is a predicted model, not a curated record. NCBI's taxonomy places the organism in Eukaryota, Viridiplantae, Streptophyta, Magnoliopsida, Solanales, Solanaceae.
UAAUUAAUUAAGAAUAGAAGGAAGACAAUCUUGUCUACUUAAAUCAAACCCUUCCUAUAAAUGGUUUAAACAAUCCAAAAAACACUUAACAACAGAAUCGUGAAGAAUGGAUUGCUGGUCUGCUGAAAAUGCUACCAAUGCCUUUCUCAAAACGCUAAAAAUGGGUGAAAGAGGAAAAGCGCCUGAUGUAACAGAGUUCAUAUCCGCCAUGGCAGCCGGAAAUAAUGCACAACUCAUGGUGAUGGCAUGCUCCGGCCACCCUGGAUCCGCCCUACUAGGAUUAGUAGCGGCGGCUCAUCAAACCGGUGGCCGGGUGAUAUGCAUAUUACGUAGACAACAAGAUAUGCAUGCAGCUAAAAAAGCAUUAUUGGGAGACUAUGCCAAUUUUGUUGAGUUUGUGAUUGGUGAAGAUGUUAAAACUUUAUUGGUAAGUAAUUAUGAAGGAGCUGAUUUUGUACUUAUUGAUUGUAAAUUGGAGGAUUUCCAAGAAGUAUUUGAAGCAGCACAACAAGGUGUUUGUACUGUUAAAGGUGCCUUUAUUGUAGGGUACAAUGCCCUAAAUGAAGGUCCUAAGCUAGGUUUUGAUCAUAAGGGUUAUUUUCUACCCAUUGGAGAAGGGUUAUUAAUUAGUAAAAUUACUGUUUCAGAAGGUAAAAAGAUUGUUGGUGGUAAGAGGAGCCACUGGGUUGUUGAGGUUGAUGAAUGCAGCGGGGAAGAACAUGUUUAUAGGGUCCGUACUUCUCCUAUUAGAUACAAGGAUUUGAAGAUGGCAGGGCACAUGAGCUGAUUGUUCAACCAGUGAUACAUACAUAAUUUUUGUGUCCGGUGACCUUGAUCUAUUGCAUAUAUAGGUCCGCCUCUGUCUCCGAAUACAAAGUACUAGAACUUUAAGGUUUAUGCGAAUUUUAGCAUCGACGAAAUUCAGUAACUUUUUUUAAUGGUGCAAUUAUCGAGGCAAGCGAAAACUUGUUACAACACAGGUAUCGGAUAACCUUGGUCGACCAAGGCCUAGGCCUAGGCGGAUUGGGAAGAAAAUCACCUACUUUAUAGUUUUAGCAUCUGAGGGGAUGUGUACAUUGUGUUCGGAUGCAUCAGCAAAUCCAGUAACUACUAUAAGUAGUAAGUACUAAGGUGUAAAUAUACUGUAUACAGCCAGUUGCAGUAGUAGCCUACUCUAGCCUUUGUAAUUAUUAAGAAGAGGUUAGAAAUUUGCUGUAGCCGUGUAUGUCUAUUUACUAGCUUUGAUUGGAUCUGUUAAAAUCUUGAUCUUUUGCCA